GGGAUUAGAUGGGAGGUGGCCAUGGGGCUGCGGAUGGGGUUUGUCCCCUCUUCGGCUUCCGUAGAGGAAGCCGCGGGGACCUGCAUCUGGGGUUUCGGUGCCCCCCCUUCCCGGGGGUCCGGGGGUGACAUUGCACCGCGCCCCUUACGGGGUCGCGUCGCCAACGAACGCGGACACUCUAGUUGGCGUGCUCCUCCCCUUCGCCUCUCUUAGCCAGGCCUCUACACCACCCCCAGCUGCCCAGCCAUGGGGGCCGCAGUGUUUUUUGGAUGCACUUUCGUCGCUUUCGGUCCAGCCUUUGCGCUUUUCUUGAUCACUGUGGCUGGAGACCCGCUUCGUGUCAUCAUCCUAGUCGCUGGGGCAUUUUUCUGGCUGGUCUCCUUGCUCUUGGCCUCUGUAGUCUGGUUCAUCUUGGUCCAUGUGACCGACCGGUCAGAUGCCCGGCUCCAGUAUGGCCUCCUGAUUUUUGGUGCUGCAGUUUCUGUCCUUCUACAGGAGGUGUUCCGCUUUGCCUACUACAAGCUGCUUAAGAAGGCAGAUGAGGGGUUAGCAUCGCUGAGUGAGGACGGAAGAUCACCCAUCUCCAUCCGGCAGAUGGCCUAUGUUUCUGGUCUUUCCUUCGGUAUCAUCAGUGGUGUCUUCUCUGUUAUCAAUAUUUUGGCUGAUGCACUUGGGCCAGGUGUGGUUGGGAUCCAUGGAGACUCACCCUAUUACUUCUUGACUUCAGCCUUUCUGACAGCAGCCAUUAUCCUGCUCCAUACCUUUUGGGGAGUCGUGUUCUUUGAUGCCUGUGAGAGGAGACGGUACUGGGCUUUGGGCCUGGUGGUUGGGAGUCACCUACUGACAUCAGGACUGACAUUCCUGAACCCUUGGUACGAGGCAAGCCUGCUGCCCAUCUAUGCAGUCACUGUUUCCAUGGGGCUCUGGGCCUUCAUCACAGCUGGAGGGUCCUUCCGAAGUAUCCAGCGCAGUCUCUCGUGCCGACGGCAGGAGGACAGUCGGGUGAUGGUGUAUUCUGCCCUGCGCAUCCCACCCGAGGACUGAGGGAACCUUGGGGGGGACCCCUGGGCCUGGGGUGCCCUCCUGAUCUCCUCGCCCUGUAUUUCUCCAUCUCCAGUUCUGGACAGUGCAGGUUGCCAAGAAAAGGGACCUAGUGUAGCCAUUGCCAUGGAGAUGAAGUCAAUGGAGGUUCAAGGGUAGAUGAGCUCUGAGUUUCCCAGUACCCCUUCCCCAGACUGGGCAUCUUGGUCUUUUUCUCAGGUCUGAGGGGAACCAUAUUUGGUGUGAUAAAGACCCCAAAUUGCCUUUUUUUUUUUUUGACUGGGGGAGGGAGGAGGUAUAUUGGAAUUCUUCUCCUAACCUCUGUGGACUGUAAUUUCCCUCCUCAAAUUGCUCCUUAUGUCUGGGCUCAUAUCUAUCCAGCUUUCCCCUUGGUCCCAGGCUUUGGGGGAAGGGAAGGAAGUGCAUGUUUGGGAACUGGUAUUACUGGAACUAAAAAAUGUUUUAACCUCCUUGACCACCAGCAUCCCUCCUCUCCCCAAGGUGAAGUGGAGGGUGCUGCGGGGAGCUGGCCCACUCCAGAGCUGCAGUGCCACUGGAGGAGUCAGCCUACCGUGACAUCACAGGGAAGGAGGGCAGAUUUUUUCUAGUUUUUAAUUGGGGUGUUUGGGGGGUGGGGAAGUUUUCUAUAAACUGUAUCAUUUUCUGCUGAGGAUGGCAUGUCCCAUCCUUUUAAUCAAGGUGAUUGUGAUUUUGACUAAUAAAAAGGACUUUAUAA
This is a messenger RNA of Phacochoerus africanus (Common warthog), 1777 nucleotides long. RefSeq names its product aph-1 homolog A, gamma-secretase subunit (gene APH1A). Gene Ontology annotation, cellular component: endoplasmic reticulum; gamma-secretase complex; membrane. NCBI's taxonomy places the organism in Eukaryota, Metazoa, Chordata, Mammalia, Artiodactyla, Suidae. Gene Ontology annotation, molecular function: protein-macromolecule adaptor activity. Bases 247 to 1044 code for a protein of 265 amino acids. Gene Ontology annotation, biological process: protein processing; positive regulation of catalytic activity; Notch signaling pathway. The transcript has 7 exons. The record is from RefSeq and is a predicted model, not a curated record.